Messenger RNA from Girardinichthys multiradiatus, 1695 nucleotides. RefSeq lists its product as uncharacterized. The transcript has 14 exons. NCBI's taxonomy places the organism in Eukaryota, Metazoa, Chordata, Actinopteri, Cyprinodontiformes, Goodeidae. Bases 307 to 1695 code for a protein of 462 amino acids. The record is from RefSeq and is a predicted model, not a curated record.
UCUGCCGAUGGUAGUCAACUCUGGCUGCAGGCCAACCUUGGCAAUUUCUCUGCUUUUGCAACCAUAGAGGAUUUGCAAACCUUCAAUCCAAACUUCUCCAGUGCCCAAGCCUUGUCAGAACUGUCACCCUCUCAGGUAGCACAGUUACUGCUGAGCUCAGACAUCUCAAAUGACACAAAAUUUAUCGACCGAGUCUUUGAGCGACUGGAAAAUGGAAACGCUGUUGACAACGUGGAUGAAUUCUUUACAAAGCUUACAGAGCAGGAGGAGGUCCCAGAGUUCCAGGCUGACGUGAGGGAUCGCAUUAUGAACAAGACCUACAUCAUCAUCAGUCCCUCUUUCCCAGAGUUCACUGAACAGGACUUUUUUGGUUGGUUCCAUGUCAAACUGGUCCCCGUCCUUGCAAGUUUCACUCCAGAAAUGCUCCGAGGUGUAACUACCAACAUGAACUGCACAAACUAUCACAUCAUUGUGAGUGGGAUGGCCAAGGUUGUCUCUGCCAUACCUCAGCAAAGACUGCAAGAAAUUGCAGAUGUUUUACUGGAAUACCUGCAAGACUCUGCCGCUGUCAUCAACCAGCCAGAUUGCAGGACAGGAAUCAAGACUGAUGCCCAAUGGAUUGAAACAAACCUGGGUCCAUUUUCUCCAUACAUAACAUAUUCUGAGCUCAAAUUCUUCAACCUCUCUCUGGGAGCACUCGUGAAUGUUCUUUCACCAACACAGAAAGCUGAGCUGAUAAUGGAUCCAGACAGCGGUGGUCUGGAAGAUGCCAUCCUUGUAAAGGAGGUGCUCACAAACCUGACAGAGUCUGGUGAUGAAGAGCAGCUUGGUCAGUUUUUCCAAGUGUUCACACAGAUCCUCCAGCAGACAAACACAACCUUCAUCCUAAAUGCGGCUGUACGAGAGACCAUCUUAAACCUGACUUUGAACGGCCUCGCUCCUAAAUUUGUCUCCUUUGAAGUAGAAGACUAUGAGCUGUGGUUCCAGGUCUAUUUGGUUCCUGUCAUAGCAAGCCUCCAUCCUGACAGCCUGCGGGUGAUACCCAGUAACAUCAGCUGUGAAUCCUACGAAGCUAUAGUCACUGGUCUAAUGGAAAGCCUGGAAUUCCUGCCACUGGGCAUUUCAAUGGACGUGAGAGCUAGCUUGGAAUCACUACAGGAGACCUUCCCAGAUUGUGCAGAACUUGAUUCUUUCACGUGCAAAGAGACACAUGUUGAUGAAAUGCUCAUCUGCUGGGGGGUAGACAGCUCUCAACUCCAGAAGACACUGGAGGAUAACAAUUCCACGUCAGCCGUGUGCAAUUUUACCAUCAUUGAACAUGCCUGUACCACACCAACAAACCUCACAGCAGGCAACUUGGCCACACUCCUGACAUGCUCUGUGGAAAGCAACAAGCCAUAUGUGGUGGAAGUUUGGCAGCUUCUUUUCCACAAAGCUUCUCCCAUACUCAGCCAGGCUCUUGACAUGUUCGCCACCAUGGCCCCCACCACCAUGAGCUCUGCCUAUUCCAAUGCACUUGAUGCUCUGGGAGAAGUGGUCGUUAAAAAGCUUACUCAGGAUGAACUGAAGAGUAAGGAUGCCAUUAGAAGUAGGUUCCAGAUGGAGCUCCGUCCGUUCCUGGCCUCCCCGUCAACAAAUUUCCUCUCCUGCCUUGGCACCUACAACUUCAGCUGCCAGACAUAUCAGCUUGUGUAA